Messenger RNA from Drosophila albomicans, 2209 nucleotides. RefSeq names its product probable basic-leucine zipper transcription factor Q. The transcript is spliced from 2 exons. Bases 398 to 2152 code for a protein of 584 amino acids. Lineage: Eukaryota; Metazoa; Arthropoda; Insecta; Diptera; Drosophilidae. The record is from RefSeq and is a predicted model, not a curated record.
UGCGUAUCCUGCGACGUCCUCACUGACUCACUGAGUGAGUGCCGCAUGCCAGGCGGGCGUUCAUUUCAUUUGAUUUUUAACUGUCAUCGACGGCAGUUCACCAUUCAGCACUCAGUACUCAGCUCUCAAAGUAUCUUUGACUCCCUUUCGAAUUGUGUCUCAAACAGCGUGCUGUAGUUCCGUACUUUACAGCCGAAUAUUCCAAUUUUUUUUAUUAAUUUUUUUUUGUUUUGCUAUAGUGAAUAAUACUUUGUGAACCCGAAAAGAAUAAACAAUCGGUAUCAAUUAAAUGUGAGUGUGUGUCAAUGAUCGAGGAUUAUCAAUUGAAUAAAGAAACAUAAUUGCGGAGACAUAAAAUUGAAAUAAGAAGACUACUUUACAUCCAAACAGUCGCAACAUGAAGGACACCAACGGCAACAGCAACAGCAGCAGCAGCAAUGCACACGCGGCCAACGGCAAUAGUAACAAUGGCAACGGCAACAACAACAACAACAACAACAGCAACACUGUCGCCAGUGGCAACGCCGCUGUGGCUGGCACGCCCCCAACGGCUCAGCAAACAGCGGCAACAGUUGCAACGGGACAACAGUCGCUGCAGCCACAGCAACAGCAACAGCAGCAGCAGUCACAGCAAGCAGGAGGACAACAGCAACUGACGCCGCGGAAGAGCAACAUUCAUGAGCUGCGCAAUCAGGAUUAUGUGAGCCGCCUUAUGGCUGCCACGCCCCCAUAUUUGUACUCGGCUCCCGUGGGUCCGAACAAUUACUUCUUCAGCGAUAUGCUGCGCUCGCUGGUGCAGACGCGCAACAACGAGACGGCGCGAGUGUUGCAACUGCAGCAGCAGCAGCAACAGCAACAGCAGCAACAACAACAGCAGCAACAACAACAGCAGCAACAGCAGGCGGCAUUGGUGCGACGAUCGAGGAAGCGUUCGUGGUCGCAUCGUCCUUACUACGAGCAGCUGCGUGAGCGUCGCGAUGCCGAGGAGAAACAGCAACAUCAACAGCAGCAGCAACAACAACAGCAGCAGCAGCAACAUCAACAGCAUCACCAGCAACAGCAGCAACAACAACAGCAACAGCUGCAACAUGUGAGCAGCACGGCAACAACCACGGUUGAGAAGCCACUCGAAUUGACCAACAAGUCAGCAGCCACGCCCACACCUACGCCCACGCCGUACGCGUACACAAAGCUGGAGACAAAGCCGCUGGUGAAAGCAGCAUUGGGCGGUGCCGUCGACAACACGCUGCAGGACAACACGCCGCCAGCAGCGUCGUUGCCGCCACAGGAUCUGGUGUUGCCUCCCCCGCCCCCGGUGUGGUAUCCACCGUUGUAUGCACCGUACGGCAUCGAUCCGCUGCACUUCUUCAUCGAUCUGCGCGUCUCGGGGCACAUCUACGACCGCAAGAAGGAGAACGUCUCGCCGCUCUCCAACAGCAACAACAGCAGCAGCGCCACCUCAGCGUCAGCAACCGCUGCAGCUGCUGCUGGUGCUCUCCUCUCCGCAGAGGAUUCAGCAGCAGCAGCAGCCGCUGCGAGCAACUUGUCGAGCAGCAACAAUCUGCUGAGCAAGCAGCGACAUGGCUCCGCCUUCACAGUCCCCAUCCCGAAGUCAGCGCAGAGCGAUGCCAUCAAUCUGUGCGCCAACGGCGGCAACAGCAGUCUAACCGACAAUCCGGCUGCUGCGCUGGGCAAGUUCGAACACUAUGCCAAGUACUAUGAUCUAGGCGAGAGCAAGGAGAACAAUCAACCGGCAGCCAGCACAGCAGCAGCAGCUGCUGCUGCCGCCGCCGCUGCAGCGAAUUUGUCCAAGUCGGGCGCCAGUUAUAUGCUGCAGCAUCUGCCGCGACUUUACAGUCAGUUCGCCGCUCAACAGGAGGCGGCGGCAGCGGCCGCUGUCGGUGUUGGUGUUGUCGGUGGCUGUGAUCUCGAUGCCAAGUCGGAGUCGGCUUCGGCUUGUGCCGAUUUGUGUGACGAUGAUUCGCUGGGACGCGGUUCGAGUGACACCGCUGGCGCUCUGCUCGAGAGCAACAGCUUGCAGAACGAUCGGGACAUCGAUGUCGAGAUCAUUGACUCCAUCAAGUAUCGCACCGAUGGCGAGAGCAGCCGCUGCUCCAGCAACGAUGAGGCCUCCGUCACGCAGAUCGAUUAAGAUCGGGCUCCCAACUUUGUGUGUUCGUGUUCGUGUUGCAUCCCAAUAAAGAAGUCA